Molecule: messenger RNA, 399 nt
Organism: Iphiclides podalirius (scarce swallowtail)
Lineage: Eukaryota; Metazoa; Arthropoda; Insecta; Lepidoptera; Papilionidae
Source: the annotation of a GenBank genome assembly
AUGAGGAUCCGCUUGCAGUUGCGGCACACGCACCGUUGCCGCCAACAAACGGCGUGUGUCGUGCUCCUCGCCGCCAUUGCCCUGGCCGCGCCCGAGGGCAAGCGGGACAAACGCGGCUUCCUGCUGGGAGACUCGCACGGCUACAGCGGCCUGGGCGGCUACGGCGGCUACAGCGGCUACGGCGGGUACAGCGGCCUCGGCUACGGCGGCGGCUACGGCGGCGCCAUCAUCGAGUCAGCGCCGGCCGCCAGGAUCGUCUCCGUCAACAAGGUCGUCGAAGUGCCCAAAGUGAUCACGGUGAACAAGCUGGUGUCCGUGCCGAAGGUUGUUUCGGUGCCGCAGAUCGUGAAGGUGUCCAAGAUCGUGGCCGAGCCGUCGCACAUCUCCUCCGGCUGGUGG